This is a messenger RNA of Malassezia sympodialis ATCC 42132, 2868 nucleotides long. RefSeq lists its product as uncharacterized. Gene Ontology annotation, cellular component: cytoskeleton; cytoplasm. Gene Ontology annotation, molecular function: ATP binding; protein serine/threonine kinase activity. Gene Ontology annotation, biological process: peptidyl-threonine phosphorylation; actomyosin structure organization. The record is from RefSeq and is a predicted model, not a curated record. Lineage: Eukaryota; Fungi; Basidiomycota; Malasseziomycetes; Malasseziales; Malasseziaceae.
AUGAGGGCGACGUCGGAGGCAUGGAGUGUGCGGCAUGCGCGCCUACGCGCAGUGCUUCACGCGCCCGAUGUUCGGGAUGCCGUUGCGCCGCUCGUUGCGUAUGCGGCGCGGCAUGCGCCGGCGCUGCGCGUGCUCGUAUCGCAGCUUCCGCCGGACGGGCGGGAGGAGGGCCGGCUGGGGCGCGAGCUCGAUUGUGCGCUUGCGCUCCUGUGGGCCACGGACCACGUCCCACGGCAUAUCCAGCUCGAGCGCACGCGCGCGUUUGUGCGCACGCGCCUCGAAGAUAUCCAGCAGGCGUCGCUGCAGGCCGCCGACUUUGCGUCGCUGUGCACGCUGCAGCACGGCGCCACGGGCACCGUGGAAAUUGUGCGGUGCCGCAUGGACCGCCAGCUGUACGUGCUCAAGACCGUCCUCAAGGGCAUCGCGCGCCGCGAGGACUUUCGCUUCUCGCCCGUGUACGAGAGCCAGCUGCUCGCGCAGGGCGGCCUCGACGACAGCCACUGUGCGUACACGCCCCAGCUACAUGCCGCGUUCCAGAGCGUGCGCUCCGUGCACAUGGUCAUGGAGUACUUUCCUGCGGGCGACCUCGAUGCGCUCCUCCAGGCGGCGGCGCAGGCCGAGGCGAGGUACCCCGGGAAGAGCACGACUGGCGGCCUCCUGCACGAGUCGUGGGUCGUGCGCUAUGCCAUGGACAUGGUCGCCGCGCUCGGCUGGCUGCAUGCCCUGCACUUUGUGCACCGCGAUGUGAAGCCGUCCAACUUCCUGCUCGACAAGAGCGGGCGCCUCAAGCUGUGUGACUUUGCGACGUGCGCGCCGUUCCGCACGUUUGACGAGCACGGGCGCCGCGUGCUCGCCUACUAUACCCAGCGCCCAGCGGGCACAUGCGACUAUAUCGCGCCGGAGAUUUUGCGCUGCGAGGAGGAGCGGCUCCAGCACGCGUAUACACUCUCGCCCGUCUCGGGCGAGGACGCGGCGCCUGUGCCGGACGCGCACAUCGCUGGCGCCUACGGCCCCGCCGUCGACUGGUGGAGCCUGGGCGUCGUGCUGUACGAAAUGACGUUUGGGCGCCUGCCGUUCUGGGCGCCGCAGCCGGCCGAUGUGUACGCGCACAUUGCGCACCACGAGCAGCACUUUGUGCUGCCGGCGCCGCUGCCGUGCAGUGCGGCGCUCGCAGACCUCAUCUGCUCGCUCGUGUGUGCUGAGCCGCGGCGCCUCGGGCGGCACAGCACGCGCGAGGUGCAGGACCACCCCGUGCUGCGCGACGCGCCAUGGCACGACCUUGCGCAGUGUGCGCCCCCGUUCGUGCCGGACCUGGGCGAUGCGCGCGCAUCGCAGCUGAGCGUACUGCACAGCCCGAGCACGGCGCGCGGCGAUGCGGCCGGACUCGACUCGGUCACCCUCGAUACGCCGCCGAGCUUCUCGGCCAUGUUCCAGGGACCGAUCGAUCAGUUCCCUGGCUUUGAGUCCGUCGACUUGUCGUGGAUGCCGGACACGUUGGUCGGGCGCGCCGCGUCGCCGCCCGCGUCGUCGCCACAGCCGCCGCCGCCGCCGCCGCCGGGGCCGCCGCCGUCGCCCCUCAGCCCAGCGGCGUGUGCGGACUUGGACAUGCACUUCUGCGCGUUUAGUUUCCUGCCGGACGCGCAGGCCCUGGCGGCGCCCAUGCCGCCGCCCCUGAUGCCCAGGGCGUCGACAUCGCCGCCGGCCGCCUCGACGCCGUUCGGCAAGUCCAUCUCGCCGAUUCCGUCACCGUCGCCGUCGGCGGUGAUCUCGCCCGAGGAGAGGAAGCGACACGUGCGGGCCAGCCUCAUGCAUACGCCGUUCAAGGCGGCGGACACGUCGUCGCCGCUGGGGCACUCGCCCUACCCGUUUCCGCCGCCGGCGCGGCCGCUGCAUGCGGCGCGCUCGCCGCUCACGCUCGUGCACAGCACGAUGGGCGCCGACUCGCGGCACUCGGGUGGCAGUACGUCGAAGCGCAGCGUGUCGGAGCGACAGGCGUGGGCAGAGAUGAUGGAUGCGGUGGAGCGCAGUGUGCGCAAGCCGCGCGCGCGCGAUGCGCCGCCGCGGAUGUCAAAUCUGCGGCGGAUGGCGCAGGAGUACUCGUCGUCCGACGACGAGGCAAGCAGCUCGAGCCACGAGUCGACGGGGUCGAUGGCGUCGAGCCCCUCGACGUCGCCGGCGCUGCGGCACCGCGCGUCGUGCCGGGAGAUGCGGCGCUCGAUGAACGACGAGGCUGGGCACCCAGAGCUGCGGCAGCGGCGCAGUAUGCGGCAGCUGCGGCUCGAUGCGCAGGUGACGUCGACGCCGACGCGCGCGGCGCGCAGCCUGUCGAUGCUGCCGACCGACGUGGGCGAUGCGCCGCUGCCGUCCGUGUCGUCGCCGCCGCGCGGCCACACGCUGCGCACGCUGCGCGGCAGUGCGUCGGUGCGCGAUUUUCGCGCCGAGUACGUCCGCCUCGAGACAGAGUCGCUCGUGCUGCCGACGCUGGGGCCGCCACACGCGCGCGUCGCAGCGCCACGCACGGCGAUGGACAGCCGGCGGACCCUGUCCGAGUACCGCCGCGCGCCGCGCACGCUCAACGAGUCGGAGGAUGCGUUUGGGCGCCGUACGUCGCUGACGCAGGCGCCCCUGGCGCGGCGCAUGCAGUCGUCGCUGGGCCUCUCAGGACUGUACCGCCAUGGGCGUAGCGGGCCAGGUGUUCCACGCGCGCCAAGCGUGCCGAGCGUGCCAGAAGUGCAGUCGCCGUCGCCGGACCACCGCGACGCGCUCGACAGCAUGGCCGACGAGCAGGCGCACAUUGAGAGUCACGUGACGAGUCUCGAGCGCGAGCUGCGCGAGCUGCGCACGCGCGUCGAUCGAAUGCCUCUAUAG